Messenger RNA from Penicillium verhagenii, 1089 nucleotides. It is a transcript of the gene usgS, whose product is annotated as transmembrane protein UsgS. The record is from RefSeq and is a predicted model, not a curated record. Bases 1 to 1089 code for a protein of 362 amino acids. The transcript has 5 exons. NCBI's taxonomy places the organism in Eukaryota, Fungi, Ascomycota, Eurotiomycetes, Eurotiales, Aspergillaceae.
AUGUCGAAUUUCGAGCCCAAUGCCGUUAUUCGCGGCUUCCAGCUCACCGUGGUAGGAACUGUCCGCGCUUUGCAGAACCCUGAUCUGUUCAAGCAUGAGCACUUUCGUCAAGCAGCUAUAGCAGUUGCAGUUGGUAUUGUCAUCCAGCUCAUUAUUCAAAUUCCGAUAAUCGGCUUGAAGUUCAUUUUAUACCUUAUCUCUUGGGUAAUCGACCUGGAAAGCGUAACAUGGGACGAUGAUCUUCUCAAAGGCCUGGCCUUCUUAUCCAAAUCAGUGCUCCAAGUCCCGUUCCUGUUGAUGACCUUGAUGGGUCAUCUGACACCAACUCUCGAUGAGAUUUUUAUGCAAUCCAUCCACUGGGUAGACACCACAUACGCCCAAAAACACAAAUCCGAGGAUCCCAAUACUUUGCGUGCCAUGUACUACCCCAACCUGGAUCUUUUUCCAGCUAAGGGAGGCCCUCGCCAGUCACGUCCCAAGAUGGAGAUCUUUAUGAAAUUUGCCAAUCGCUAUGGCAAGAAAAUUGCGCUCGGAUUGGGUGUGUAUGUCCUGUCUAUGCUCCCUAUCAUUGGUCGCUUUGUGUUGCCAGCGGCCAGUUUCUAUACCUUCAAAACGCAUGUCGGCACGGCUCCGGCUGUUGUCAUAUUUGGCACUGGCCUGGUCCUGCCUAAGACAUACAUUGUUCAAUUCCUCCACACCUACUUUGCAUCUCGAAGUCUGAUGCGUGAACUUCUCGAACCGUACUUCCGUCGAAUCAAGUUCACUCCAGAGCAGAAGAGUCGCUGGUUCCGCGAUCGCGAGGGUGUUUUGUUCGGCUUUUCGUUUGCCUUUACCGUGGUUUUGAAGACUCCCUUCAUUGGUGUCGUCAUGUACGGUGUUGCUGAAGCAUCUACUGCAUACCUUGUCACCAAGAUUACCGAUCCACCGCCAUCUCCUGUUGAAAGCGAAGGCUUCGCAGAGAGUCAAGUAACGUGGAAAAAUAAGCAUGAUUUCCUACGUCUCCCACUUGACCACAUUGACAAGCUUAAUGUAUCCAGUGAUGAACACGUCAAGGCCGACUCUGUUCUUGAAGGAAAGAAGACUCAUUGA